AAAAAGCAGGCAGUACAGGAUGUACCACGAGCUGCAUGUAUCAGCAAAGGAACUUCUUCGAAGUGUUUGAAAGGCAGUUUGUCUUUUGUGGAUACAGUACCAAGAAGACUCGUACGUACGUGUGACAUUGUACUUCUUUUGCAUCUUCAUAAUCUUGACACUGAUACUAUAGUGAUAGGAUAUCUCCGGUGUUUGGGAAAAAAACUAUUGGCUGAGGCGAUUUUCGCACUGGAACUAUCUUUUAUUGCAAUAACACUGGUACGUGUAUUCAGUUUGACAUGUGGUAAUUUUCAGGGGACCCUCCAUCAUUUCUGCGACAGCCAAAACACAACAGUCAAGAAUUAAUUAGAAAUUCGAUUUCGACUAAAUAUUCGCAGUCAAGAAUCCCACAUUUAAACACUGGACUGACUUAGAGGUGAAUAUCAUCCACAACAAAGUGAAUCCAUUAGUCCCCACCUGGGCAGACAUGGCGUCUGGAGUGGCUAGUUCCCCAGCAGCUCUAGCAUGUGUUACUGGUUGUGAGCCCUUGCAUACAGCAAAGUGGCUGAGUCUGAAUCAGCUAACAUGGACUGACCCGUCCGGAAAGACGCGGCAGUGGGAGUCACUGUCACGCACCACACGGCGACCUGGUGCGGAUUCGGACGGUGCAGAUAUCAUAGCCACGAUAAAGAAGUCUGGUGAGGAGGACCGGCUCGUGCUGGUGAAGCAAUUCCGGCCGCCCAUGCGUGCCUGCACACUGGAAUUCCCCGCUGGUCUGAUGGACCCGGCCGAAAACGUGGAGACGACUGCUAUCCGCGAGCUCUAUGAAGAAACCGGCUACCAGGGCAGAGUGGAAAGAGUUAGCAAGGCGGUCAGCAUGGAUCCGGGUGCGUCUAACUGUGCAACUACCAUGGUUGUAAUACACAUUGAUGGUGAUGACGAGGUAAAUGUGAACCCGUCCAAGCACCUGGACGAGGGUGAGUUCAUCGAUGUCAUGUGCGUGCCAAUCAGUGGUCUCCUCGCUCGACUGGAAGAGUUGUCCGCGUCCAUGACUAUCGAUUCACGCCUGUAUGCCUUUGCACUGGGCUUAUCCUAUAGAUGAUGGGCCGGAUCUGGGUACUAUAGCUGUACUCACUCAGCCUUGGCUACAUACUACAUGCCAUCGCAGCCGAUGCCGAGUAUAUUCUCUGGAAGAACCUGCCUAAGGGACACUAUCAGUUGGAGUUAUGUUUUACUGUAUAGGGUUUUCCAGCCCAUCAGUUAAUUCUAGAUCUUUAUUCAGAUAUGUUUUACUGCAGCCCAUCAGAUGCUGUUCCAAUAAGAUAAUUCUUUUAUGGUAUUCUCUCCAUGGAUAUGUCGAAUUCAAUUUUUUUGGUUUUUUGUUCUUAGCAUGUGUUGUGUGAGACUGUGUGUACUGCAGACUCGACUGUUCACUGUAUGAAAUUUAAUUUUUGCUAGUUUUUUAGGUGGCAUGUUGUUUUUUUACGUGACUGUACGGCCAACGCUGUCCAACAUUCGCAAUGAUGUCACAUGCCGACAUGCACGGAGACAUGGAUGGUCCAUUUUAGUAUA
Messenger RNA from Sycon ciliatum, 1551 nucleotides. Its product is annotated as ADP-sugar pyrophosphatase-like. The record is from RefSeq and is a predicted model, not a curated record. Gene Ontology annotation, cellular component: nucleus. Lineage: Eukaryota; Metazoa; Porifera; Calcarea; Leucosolenida; Sycettidae. Gene Ontology annotation, molecular function: ADP-ribose diphosphatase activity. Bases 467 to 1081 code for a protein of 204 amino acids. Gene Ontology annotation, biological process: ribose phosphate metabolic process; nucleoside phosphate metabolic process. The transcript has a single exon.